Vitis riparia (riverbank grape) is the source of this 984-nucleotide messenger RNA. RefSeq lists its product as uncharacterized. The transcript is spliced from 2 exons. Bases 96 to 584 code for a protein of 162 amino acids. NCBI's taxonomy places the organism in Eukaryota, Viridiplantae, Streptophyta, Magnoliopsida, Vitales, Vitaceae. The record is from RefSeq and is a predicted model, not a curated record.
AUGGUUUGUUGUAUAAAAAGAUUGUCGAAGGGAAACGUGUGUUUAAAUUUUUGUUAGGUUUGAACAAAAAUCUUGAUGAAAUCAGAGGAAGAAUCAUGGGAGUAAAACCUCUACCUAGCCUCAGAGAGGCAUUCUCUGAAGUGCGUCGUGAAGAAAGUCGGAAAAAUCUCAUGAUGGGAUCCCAUCAACAACUGAAUAUGGCAGAAAGCUCGGCUCUUAAGACUCAAUUCGCUCCUUUUGACAACCGUCAAAAAAUUAAAGGAGGUAGACCUUGGUGUGAUCAUUGCAGAAAGCCGGGACACUCAAGAGAAACUUGCUGGAAGAUUCAUGGAAAGCCAGUAGAUUGGAAGCCACGUCAACCACUUGAGAAAGAAGGACGAGGCAAUCAUGUGGCUACCGAUGAACAAUCGCCACAACCUGAAGCUAGCCCUUUUAAUAAGGAGCAAAUGGAGAUGCUUCAGAAACUACUGUCUCCUCUUUUGUCAGUACAGUCACAAACUGGCUCAUCUUCCAACCAGCUCAUUGGUUCCGGAACCUUGGCUCACAAAGGAUUUGGAUUCGGGGAAGACGAUUGGCAAUGCUGAGGAAUGCUCUGGACUCUACAUCCUUAAGGAGCUCCAUGAUCCACAAGAACAACCUCAAAUGGCAGUUGGUAGUAAUUCUUUUUCGGUUUCAUGUCAAAAUAACGAUAGUGCAAUUAUGUUGUGGCACUAUCGCUUAGGUCAUCCAAAUGUUAUGUAUCUCAAGCAUUUAUUUCCUUCAUUAUUUCAUAAAAAUCCAAAAUCCUUUGAGUGCGAAAUCUGUCAAUUAUCAAAGCAAGUCCGGUCUCAUUUUCCCAUUCAACCCUAUAAAGAGUCUAGUCCAUUCUCAAUGAUUCAUAGCGAUAUCUGGGGUCCGUCAAGAAUAAAAGAUGUAACUGGUACUAGGUGGUUUGUCUCAUUCAUAGAUGAUCACACUAGAUUAACUUGGGUAUUUCUCAUGAAA